CAUUUGAUACGUAGCAGCGGGAAACUAAUCCUUCUUGACAAGCUACUGAUACGUCUGCGAGAACGGGGCAACAGAGUUCUGAUUUUCUCACAGAUGGUGAGGAUGCUGGACAUCCUAGCAGAAUAUCUGAAGUAUCGUCAGUUUCCCUUUCAAAGACUUGACGGAUCAAUAAAAGGGGAAUUGAGGAAGCAAGCACUGGAUCAUUUUAAUGCAGAAGGUUCAGAGGAUUUCUGCUUUUUACUGUCUACCAGAGCUGGAGGAUUAGGUAUCAACUUGGCAUCUGCCGACACUGUAGUUAUAUUUGAUUCUGACUGGAAUCCACAGAACGAUCUGCAAGCACAGGCUAGAGCACAUAGGAUUGGACAAAAGAAACAGGUUAAUAUUUAUCGGCUAGUCACAAAGGGAUCAGUAGAAGAAGAUAUUCUUGAAAGAGCCAAGAAAAAGAUGGUGUUAGAUCAUCUAGUAAUUCAGAGAAUGGACACUACAGGGAAAACUGUACUACAUACAGGCUCUACUCCUUCAAGCUCAACACCUUUUAAUAAAGAGGAGUUAUCCGCGAUUUUGAAGUUUGGUGCUGAGGAACUUUUUAAAGAACCUGAAGGGGAAGAACAGGAGCCCCAGGAAAUGGAUAUAGAUGAAAUUUUGAAGAGGGCCGAAACUCGGGAAAAUGAGCCAGGUCCAUUAACAGUGGGAGAUGAAUUGCUUUCACAGUUCAAGGUGGCCAACUUUUCCAACAUGGAUGAAGAUGAUAUUGAGUUGGAACCAGAAAGAAAUUCAAGAAAUUGGGAAGAAAUCAUUCCAGAAGUCCAGCGGCGAAGAAUAGAAGAGGAAGAAAGACAAAAAGAACUUGAAGAAAUAUACAUGCUCCCAAGGAUGAGAAACUGCGCAAAACAGAUCAGCUUUAAUGGAAGUGAAGGGAGGCGGAGUAGGAGUAGAAGAUACUCUGGAUCUGAUAGUGACUCCAUCUCAGAAAGGAAACGACCAAAAAAGCGUGGAAGACCACGAACUAUUCCUCGAGAAAAUAUUAAAGGAUUUAGUGAUGCAGAGAUCAGGCGGUUUAUCAAGAGUUACAAGAAAUUUGGUGGCCCCCUCGAAAGGUUAGAUGCUGUAGCUAGAGAUGCUGAGCUAGUUGAUAAAUCAGAGAUAGAUCUUCGACGUUUGGGAGAGCUUGUACAUAAUGGAUGCAUUAAAGCUUUAAAGGACAAUUCAUCUGGACAAGAAAGAGCAGGAGGAAGACUUGGGAAAGUUAAAGGCCCGACAUUCCGAAUCUCAGGAGUGCAAGUGAAUGCAAAGCUGGUUAUCUCUCAUGAAGAAGAGUUGGCACCAUUGCACAAAUCCAUUCCUUCAGAUCCAGAAGAAAGAAAAAGAUACGUCAUCCCAUGCCACACCAAGGCUGCUCAUUUUGAUAUCGAUUGGGGUAAGGAAGAUGAUUCCAAUCUGUUGAUAGGCAUCUAUGAGUAUGGUUAUGGCAGCUGGGAAAUGAUAAAAAUGGAUCCUGAUCUUAGUUUGACACAGAAGAUUUUACCUGAUGAUCCAGAUAAGAAACCGCAGGCGAAGCAGUUACAGACCCGAGCAGACUACCUCAUUAAGUUACUUAACAAAGACCUUGCAAGAAAGGAAGCACAAAGGCUUGCUGGUGCAGGCAAUUCAAAGAGAAGGAAAACAAGAACUAAGAAGAAUAAGGUGAUGAAGGCUGCAAAAAUUAAAGAAGAAAUAAAAAGUGAUUCAUCACCACAACCCUCAGAAAAAUCUGAUGAAGAUGAUGAUGAGGAUAACAAGGAUGAGAUUGUUUCAGUGAAACAUCCACAUAAAAAAAUUAAAGCAGAAAAAGAAAAUGAAGAAAAGCCUGAGCCAGAUAUUGGUAUAAAGAAGGAAGCUGAAGAAAAAAGAGAGACAAAAGAAAAGGAAAAUAAGAGGGAUUUGAAAAGGGAGAAAAAAGAAAAAGAGGAUAAAAAAGAAUUAAAAGAAAAAGAUAUUAAAGAAAAGAGAGAAAACAAAGUAAAAGAAUCUACUCAGAAAGAAAAAGAAGUAAAGGAAGAGAAGGUAAAUGAAGUAAAGUCUGAAAAUAAAGAAAAACCUAAAAAAACGCCAUUGUUGGAUACUCCAGUUCAUAUUACUGCAACUAGUGAACCAGUUCCAAUAUCAGAAGAAUCUGAAGAACUAGAUCAGAAAACAUUUAGUGUGUGCAAAGAAAGAAUGAGGCCUGUCAAAGCAGCAUUGAAACAGCUGGAUAGACCAGAGAAGGGCCUUUCCGAAAGAGAGCAGCUGGAACAUACUAGGCAGUGUCUAAUCAAAAUUGGGGAUCACAUUACUGAAUGUCUAAAGGAGUACACAAAUCCUGAACAAAUUAAACAGUGGAGAAAAAAUUUGUGGAUUUUUGUCUCUAAGUUUACAGAAUUUGAUGCCAGAAAGCUGCACAAACUGUAUAAACAUGCAAUCAAAAAACGUCAGGAGUCUCAG
Nestor notabilis (Kea) is the source of this 2460-nucleotide messenger RNA. RefSeq names its product chromodomain-helicase-DNA-binding protein 1-like. NCBI's taxonomy places the organism in Eukaryota, Metazoa, Chordata, Aves, Psittaciformes, Psittacidae. The record is from RefSeq and is a predicted model, not a curated record. The transcript has 18 exons. Gene Ontology annotation, cellular component: chromatin; nucleus. The annotation marks the transcript as partial. Gene Ontology annotation, biological process: regulation of transcription by RNA polymerase II; nucleosome organization. Gene Ontology annotation, molecular function: chromatin binding; histone binding; ATP hydrolysis activity.